Messenger RNA from Corylus avellana, 1849 nucleotides. NCBI's taxonomy places the organism in Eukaryota, Viridiplantae, Streptophyta, Magnoliopsida, Fagales, Betulaceae. The record is from RefSeq and is a predicted model, not a curated record.
UCAAAGGCACCAAUACUAAGCAUGAACGACGACGUAUUGGAGUCGAUCCCAAGCAACACCGAACCACGCGUAGCCCAUGCGCAAGCCAUCAAAGCCGGCAACACCGACCGCUCGACGUACAACAAGCUCGUCACCCUCUACUCCAAAUCCAACCUCUUCUCCUACUCCCUCCGCCUCUUCCACCAAAUCCCAUCGCCCAACGUUGUCUCAUGGACCGCCCUCAUCUCCGCCCACGCCAACACCCUCCACUCCCUCCACCACUUCAUCUCUAUGCUCCGCCACCCAACCUUCCCCAACCAGCGGACCUUUGCCUCUCUCUUCAAAACCUGCACCGCGCUCCCUUGCUUCUCUUUCGGCCUUAGCCUCCACUGUAUGUCCCUGAAGCUCUCACUCUCUGGCGAACCCUUUUCUGGGUCUGCGCUUAUCCACUUCUACUCCAAGUAUCGCUUACCGGAUGAAGCUCGUAUGGUGCUCGAUGAAAUUCCUCACAGAGAUGAGGUUUGUUAUUCCGCCAUUGUUGUGGGACUCGCGCAAAAUUCACGGUCCAUCGAUGCGUUAUCGAUGUUUGCUGAUAUGAGAGCUUGCGGUGUGGCAUCCACGAUGUAUAGUGUCUCGGGUGCGCUCCGUGCAGCUGCAGAGGUUGCUGCAUUGGAGCAAUGUAGGAUAAUACAUGCCCAUGCGGUGGCAACCGGGUUAGAUACAAAUGUGAUUGUGGGUAGCGCUCUGGUUGAUGGAUAUGGAAAAACAGGUUUUGUCUCGGAUGCAAGGCGGGUUUUUGAUGAGAACUUGCCGUGUAUGAAUAUAGUUGGGUGGAAUGCAUUGAUGGCUGGCUAUGCACAGCAAGGGGACAAGAACUCGGCCCUCGAGCUUUUCAAUUUAAUGGAAGCUCGAGGGCUUGUACCGGAUGAAUAUAGCUUUCUAGCAGUCCUAACAUCGUUUAGCAAUGCGGGUUUGGCUGCCGAGGCGGAACAGUGGCUGACACGCAUGGAAGUAGAUUAUGGUUUGGAACCGGGGUUAGAGCAUUAUACAUGUUUGGUGGGUGCAUUGGGAAGAGGUGGUCGAUUACAAGAAGCUGAGAGAGUUGCGAUGACAAUGCCUUUUGUGCCAGAUGCUGCAGUGUGGCGAGCUCUGCUAUCCAGUUCUGCAUAUCAUGGUGCAGCAGACAUGGCUUUGGCUAUGGCUAAACGGUUAUUGGAAAUCAACCCGCAUGAUGACUCAGCUUAUGUGAUUACUGCCAAUGUGUUUUCGGUUGCCAGUAGGUGGGAUGAGGUUGCGGAAGUGCGGAAGAUGAUGAAAGAUAGGAGGGUGAAGAAGGAAGGUGGCAGGAGUUGGAUUGAAGUGCGAGGGAAAGUGCAUGUGUUUUUGGCUAGGGAUACAAGGCAUGAAAGCACAGAGGAAAUAUAUGAGAAGUUGGCUGAGCUAAUGAAAGAGAUUGAGAAAUUAGGUUACGUGCCGGUUUGGAAAGAGAUGAUGUUGCAUGAGGACGUAGGGGAAGAAGAGAAAAAGGAAGCGCUUUGGUAUCAUAGUGAGAAGCUGGCAGUGGCAUUUGGGGUGGUGAGUGGAGCUGCACCACCGGGGAAGGCGCUAAGGAUUGUGAAGAAUCUUAGGAUUUGUAACGAUUGUCAUGAGGCUUUUAAGUAUUUUAGUAGGGUGUUGGAGAGGGAUAUCAUCGUGAGGGAUGUAAACAGAUACCAUAGAUUUUUAAACGGUAGCUGUUCUUGUGGAGAUAUCUGGUAACAUGUAGGAAAUCAUGAGGCACUAUAAUUCUGCUCUCCAAGGGAGAAAGAAUGCAGACCCUUCAAAUUUUUCCUUGCACAUUUUAUUUAAAUCCAACGCUCACUGAUAAAGA